AUGACCGGGGACACGUCGGGUCGAAAGAGUUUAAAUGCCGCUUUUGCCCAAAGUCCUAUACCCGAAGAGCCGUCGGACCAGACGAGUCCUUCAUCUCCACGCAAUACUCAAGAUCCGAGCUCCGUCUCUUCAAACAUACGUACAUCACCUUUCCCAUUGAAUGAAGAUGGUACAAACCAAACUACUCCAGGUCUGGCCUUGUCCGCUACAGACCCUAUUUCACAGGAUCAGGUUGAUGUCUCGCAUGAUGUUAUGGAAAUAUCAGACGAGUCAGAUAAUGAUGAGAACGGCCCAGCAUCGCAAGCAAGACCGCCUGCUAAUCCUACACGUGCCCGGGCUCCUGGUCCACGUGUCCCAUCAUCGGGUGCUCGUGCUCGUGCCACUGCUGUCCCUUCUGCCCCUGUUGCUCCUGCUUCAGCCAGCUCUUCUAAGCCAACUCGCCCGUUGAAAUCAUCACUUCCCAAAAUGCGGCGUUCAGAUGAGCGCUUCUUGUUACCUGAAUUCCGUUAUAACGUGAUGACUAACGCUUCAAUAUAUGAGUCACUUAAGUCAUACCUUGUGAGCCUGGGGGAAACAGAAGAUGGGACAUUUCCAUGGUGGAGGGUCAUGCAAGACUUUGUGCACUUGUAUUUUGAACACUUUGACCAUGAAUACCCCGUGAUUCACCCAUAUGCUCUAGAAUUCGGACAUGACAAAACCUCAUGGAUGGUACUUUUAGCAGUGGUCACUGUUGGGAGUCAAUAUAGCGCUUUCGGCAACGCCAGUCAAUUUUCAGCAUCAUUUGGGGAGAUCCUGUCUCAGGCAAUAGAACAAAACCGGCCUCAAUCACCCGAAUCAACAACUUUAUCCUAUGCACAAAGUGUAUUCCUUAGUGACGUCUCCCUGAUGUUUGGCGGGUCUCACAAAGCCCAGUUGAAGCUGCAGUAUGAGCGAAAUGUACUUGUCACCUUGGGUCGUGUCUUGAAGGUUGAUCCAUACAAUGGAGAGCUUGGCUGGCAAGAGAAUCUCGUAUACGUCUACUUCAUUGUAUCUUUCAACUUGAAUGUCUUCAGCUCGUCUUAUUCGAUCGUCAGCCGAUAUUUGGACAGCAUGAACUCCCCGAGGAGUUCCCCUGUCGCCAAUCACUAUGGUGUCGCAGGAAUGCUGACAAUUUCGUCCAUAUAUACCGUGACCAAACGAGGAGAGAUUGUUCCUUGA
This is a messenger RNA of Penicillium verrucosum, 1197 nucleotides long. RefSeq lists its product as uncharacterized. The transcript has 6 exons. Lineage: Eukaryota; Fungi; Ascomycota; Eurotiomycetes; Eurotiales; Aspergillaceae. The record is from RefSeq and is a predicted model, not a curated record. Bases 1 to 1197 code for a protein of 398 amino acids.